Messenger RNA from Eimeria mitis, 2469 nucleotides. RefSeq lists its product as uncharacterized. The record is from RefSeq and is a predicted model, not a curated record. The transcript has a single exon. Lineage: Eukaryota; Apicomplexa; Conoidasida; Eucoccidiorida; Eimeriidae. The coding region runs from base 1 to 2469 and encodes 822 amino acids.
AUGAGACCAUCGGCCUCGGGUCGGCAGCAGCCGCGUGCUGCAGCAGCAGCGCAGCAGCAAACCCCACAAACUUCUUCUGUUGAGCUGCCUGUACACCCCAGCAUGCUGCCUGUACACCCCAGCAAGCUGCCUCCCCCCCCCUCUCUCUCACCGCAGCACAGGAGACUGAGGCCCCUCAGCUUACGCAGCAUAGAAGUAGAGAAAGCGAUUGAGGCUGCUUCUGCUGCUGCAGCAGCAGGAGCAGCAGCAGCAGCAGAAGCAGCAGCAGCAAGAGAGGAGAAAAUGAGAGAGCUUGAGGGUCUAGGGUUUAUGGAUGCGAGUCGCGGACCCCAUCAGCAGCAGCAGCAGCAGCAGCCGCAGCAGCAGCACGAAACAGCAGCAGCAGCAGAUGGGUGCAGCAAACAAAGAAGACAAGCAACAGCAACAGCAGCAGCAACAGCAGCAGCAGCAGGAGCAGCAGCAGGAGGACACCAAUGCAUCCCUCGUUUUAGUUUUAGCCCGCAGCUGUGUCGGCGCUCAGAAGAGAUAAUUGAGGUGUAUAGGCAGCAUAAAAUAGAAGAAUUAUAUAAAAAAAUAGAUAAAGACAAAGAUGGUGUAGUUGAUUUAUUUUGUUUGUCUCCUGUUGCUGCUGCUUUCUCUCUAACUGAGCGGCAGUUUCUUAGUGCUGUAAUCCCGCAGCUAGUGCAGCAGGCAAUAGCAAAGACAACACAAGAAGCAGCAGCAGCAGCAGCAGCAGCAGCAGCAGCAGGAGCAGCAGGAGACAGCAGCUGCUGCUCUAUGGGGCCCUCGCUAGACCCCCUGCUGCGGCUGCAUGCACAAAACCCCACAACACAGGGCCCCAUAAAGAUAGAGAGUUUGUCUCCUUCUUAUAGACACAGAAUAUUUAAUCAAGAAGACAAGGAGGAUUUGCUGCUGCAGCUGGAGACAGCAGCAGAGCAGCAGCAGCUGCAGCAGCAGCAGCAGCAGCAGGCAGCACAACUCUGUCGUAGACUAGCUAAAGAACAAAAUAAAAUUAUUAUGCUCGAUGGAGACAAAGAGACAGCCGAUAUAUCCUCUACCCCACACCUGUUUGUUUCUAGCUCUGUCUUUAUAAAGACAUGCAUGCAGCUGCUGUCUUCUUCUUUUGGUUUGCCUGCUGUUGAUAAAUACAGAGACACACUCACUCGCUGCUGCCGCUCUCUUGUUGCUGCAGCAGACCCAGCAGCAGCAGCAAAAAUUAAAAAACCUUACGUGCUUGCUUUCUCACGAAAGCUAGACGCUCAGAGACAGCAGCAGCAGCAGCAGCAGCAGCAGCAGCAGCAACAGCAGCAGCAGCAGCAGCAGCAACGCAUGCGCUGCAGAUCUAUGCCUGCAUGCGGUGACCCUUCUUGCUGCAUCGAGGAGCAGCAGCAGAUAGCAGCAAAACGUUGGUCUAGGUUUGAUGCUGUUAUACAAAGAUUUCUACAUAAAAGACAGCAGCAGCAGCAGCAGCAGCAGCAGCAGCAGCAGCAGCAGCAACUCAAAGAAGCAGAACACUGUACCUUUCACCCAGAGAUAAACCCGACCCCUCGCUACCUAAAACAAAAAAAAAACACCACCACCACCAGCAGCAGCACCACCACCAGCAGCAGCAACAACAAAAACAACAAGCAGCAGCAGCAGCAGCAGCAGCAGCAGCAGCAGCUGCCUACAGACCCCAUGCAGGUGCUGCGGCAGUUCUGCUGCCGCUAUGUAGAAGACAGCAGCAGCGAGGAGAUACUGCGGGGGCUGCAGGAGUGUACGUUCCAGCCCAACGCAUACAAGUGCAUGCAGCGUGAGCUGCGUAGACAGCAGCAGCAGCAGCAGCAGGAGCAGGAGCAGCAGCAGCAGCAGCAGCAGCAGCAGCAGCAGAAAGGAAAAACACAAGACAGCUCUGCUGCUGUUGAUAAAAUUUUCUCGAUGCUGGACGCCCCCUUUGACGCUGUAUUUCAGGCAGACAUUCGUGAGUGGCUGCAGCAGCAAGAAGCAGAAGAAGACACAGCAGCAGCAGCAGCAGCAGCAGCAGCAGCAGCAGGGGGGGGAGAAGAUGAAGAGAUGAGGCUGCUGAGACAGGCAAAAGCUGCAGCAGCAACACCCAAGAAGUGGCUGCUCGAUGGACGGGAGCCGCAGCACAGAGACAGCAGACAGACAAUACGUGCUGCUGCUUGCUGCAGCAUCUACAAACCCCAGCAGCAGCAGCAGCAGCAGCAGCAGCAGCAGCAGCAGCAGCUGGAGCAGCUGGAGGAGCAGCAGCAACCCGUCAUUGUCCUUGAUCCCAGAGCAGCAGAAGGAAAAACCACUUCACCUGCUGCUGGUGCUGCUGCUGCUGCUGCAGCAGCAACACGACAGCGAAUCCAUCGCAGCAGCAGCAGCAGCAGCACUUGCUACAGCAGCUGCAGCAGCAGCAAAACAGCCACAUCUCCUCAUGCUGUACCUUGUAGCUCAAGAACCACAAACCCAGCAGAAAAGUAA